Molecule: messenger RNA, 1569 nt
Organism: Clupea harengus (Atlantic herring)
Lineage: Eukaryota; Metazoa; Chordata; Actinopteri; Clupeiformes; Clupeidae
Gene: nprl2
Product: NPR2 like, GATOR1 complex subunit
Biological process (GO): positive regulation of autophagy; negative regulation of TORC1 signaling; cellular response to amino acid starvation
Cellular component (GO): GATOR1 complex; vacuolar membrane
Molecular function (GO): GTPase activator activity
Source: RefSeq, a predicted model, not a curated record
AGUCAUGUCGAAAGUUGACCCGGAAGUUGAUGUUCUUGUUAUUCUGAUAUUUUCUAGGAAUGUACUACUAAGCAUGGGUACAAAAAGUAGGAUUGAGUGCAUCUUCUUCAGUGAAUUUCAUCCUACUUUAGGGCCAAAGAUUACUUAUCAGGUCCCAGAGGAGUACAUUUCAAGGGAGCUUUUUGAUACAGUACAGGUGUAUAUCAUCACCAAACCAGAAUUGCAGAAUAAGCUCAUCACAGUCACUGCAAUGGGGAAGAAGCUAAUUGGUUGCCCUGUUUGCAUCGAGCACAAGAAAUACAUCCGGAACGCUCUUAUCUUUAACCUGGGUGUGGUAUGUGAUGCACAGACAAAGACGUGUGCACUGGAACCUAUCGUGAAGAAGUUGUCAGGAUACCUCACUACACUGGAGCUUGAGAGUGGUUUCAUAUCAAAUGAGGAGAGCAAGCAGAAGCUGUUGCGAAUUAUGUCCACACUCCUGGAAGACCUCAAUGCCACUGGAGCGUGCACCCUACCCAUCGAUGAGUCUAAUACCAUCCACCUUAAGCUAAUUGAGCUGAGGAAGGAUCCUGUUAUUGUGCAGGAGUAUGACGUGCCUGUGUUCACACAAAAUAAAGACCAUUUUAUAAAGGCCCAGUGGGAUCUUACUACUCAGCAGAUUCUCCCUUACAUUGAUGGAUACAGACACAUACAGAAGAUAUCAGCCGAGGCAGAUGUGGAGCUAAAUCUUGUUCGGAUAGCAGUUCAGAACUUGCUGUAUUAUGAAGUGGUUACCUUAGUGUCAAUAUUUCAGUACUCCAAUGUAUACUGCACAACCCCAAAUGUCCAGACACUUCUUGACGACAAGUCUCUUCAAGAGGAAUGCCUGCAUUAUGUCUGCAAACCAGGGCAGCGAGCUACUCUGAGGGAUGUGUUUCAGCUGUAUUGUGGUCUGACUCCUGGUACCACAGUUCGAGACCUUUGCUCACGUUACUCUCUGCAGCUGCAAAGGGUUGAUGAAAGAAAGCUGAUUCAGUUUGGGCUGACCAAGGAUCUGAUCCGCCGGCUGCAGAAGUACCCAGUGAAAGUCAUCAGGGAUGAGCGUAGUCGCCCUCCACGCCUCUACACAGGCUGCCAUAGCUAUGAUGAGAUAUGCUGCAAAACUGGAAUGAGCUACAAAGAGCUGGAUGAGCGAUUGGAGAAUGAUCCAAACAUAAUCAUCUGCUGGAAAUGAGCACUGAUGGGAUGUGUCUACCAGUGGAGCCUCUUAUUGCUUUGAAAUGCAGCCUAGCAGCGCUCUCCACUUUCGUACCCAGUGAGUGUUUGCCAAAGACAUGGAUCUGUGUUUGGGCUCGACCAGCAAAACUGCAAGGGCAUGUUGGUGAACUGCAACUGAAUGGGACGGAAUAUGACACUGUCCUUGCGUACUAACUAUUUUAUACUGACCAUUUAUGUCAGCAGGAUGGUUAAGAGUACUCCACCUGUCAUUGAAGAUUCAUACCUGUACACACACACACACACACACACACGCCCACUCCUGUAAACUCUGUCUAAACUCACUGUUUGAUUAAACUAUUAUUUAAACGAGAA